This is a messenger RNA of Paramisgurnus dabryanus, 4252 nucleotides long. It is a transcript of the gene tbc1d25, whose product is annotated as TBC1 domain family, member 25. Gene Ontology annotation, molecular function: GTPase activator activity. Gene Ontology annotation, biological process: regulation of autophagosome maturation; activation of GTPase activity. The record is from RefSeq and is a predicted model, not a curated record. Gene Ontology annotation, cellular component: autophagosome. NCBI's taxonomy places the organism in Eukaryota, Metazoa, Chordata, Actinopteri, Cypriniformes, Cobitidae.
AUAAUGGCAUGCCUGUUGUUCUAGUUGAACGAAGCACGGAUCCUUUUUGUAUUUUUUAUGUUAAACAUACGAGAUAUUAUAAUAAUACAGCUAAAACAUAUUUGAACCACAAAACUCCAUAGCUUGACUGCAACGGGGCUUUUAUUUUGAAAUGUGUCGGCAGGUUGUUUUUGAGUGUCUUAUUGACGGUAUCUUCACAGAGACUACUGAAGCAGUGAGGAAAGAGAAGAGAAUUGCUACCACCGUCUGUAGUUAUUUAUUUCCCUAUAUUUUCUGAAUGACGACAACGCAUCUCUGACAAGGACCCUCGAAGGGACUACCCACCAUGUCGACUGAGGAGGAGAGGGGGGUAGUUCGCGUCAAAGUCAAGCAUCUAAAGAAGAACGAGAUGUAAAACAAACAUGUGUGAUGCUGAGCUUAUCAAGUGUGAAGGGGUUUUGCCGGUGGAGUUCCGCUCCUUUGCUGUGGAUCCUCAAAUAACAUCGCUGGAGGUGUUGCAGCAUAUACUGAUACGAGCCUUUGAGCUGAAUGGGAAACGCAACUUUGGGAUUAGCUACCUGUCCCAUGACCGGGGAGGUGUGGAAGUGUAUGUGUCUCUGCUGUCUGACUGGGAUUUAGAUGCUGCAUUCGUCAGUGCGGCAAAGCCUUUCCUCCAGCUUAAGAUGGACAUCAAACCAUCAGAGGACAGUCCAGUAUUGGAGGACUGGGACAUUAUCAGCCCUAAGGAUGUGAUUGGCUCAGACCAGCUGCAGGGAGAGAAGAGGUCCCUAGCAUCUACUGCGCUUCCCUUCACCCAGUCACUUCUGUCACAGGUGGGCCGCACCCUGUCGCGGGUACAGCAGGCUUUGAGUUGGUCCUAUGGGGAAGAGGUAAAACCGUUCAAGCCUCCCUUAAGUGAUACUGAAUUCCAUAACUACUUGAACAGCCAAGGUCAACUGACCCGACCGGAAGAACUUAGGCUUCGUAUAUACCACGGAGGGGUCGAGCCAUCUUUACGCAAGGUUGUAUGGCGCUAUCUUCUUAACGUGUACCCAGAUGGUCUGACAGGACAGGAGAGAAUGGACUACAUGAAGAGGAAGACAAGAGAGUACGACCAGCUAAAGAGCGAGUGGAGUUCACGAGUUAGCCAAGAAGAUCUGGAGUUCAUCCGGGGAAACGUUCUCAAAGAUGUUCUUAGAACGGACCGAGCACAUCCAUACUACGCAGGUUCAGAAGACAGCCCUCAUCUCACCGCCUUGACUGAUCUCCUCACCACCUUCGCUAUUACGCACCCACAGGUGUCUUAUUGCCAAGGUAUGAGUGAUAUCGCCUCGCCAAUCCUCGCCGUCAUGGACAACGAGGCUCACGCUUUCAUUUGUUUUUGUGGCAUUAUGAAACGCCUUGAGGGCAAUUUCCGCCCUGAUGGUCAGCUUAUGUCCAUUAAGUUCCAGCAUCUCAAACUGCUUCUUCAGUAUUCAGAUCCGGAGUUUUAUGCCUACCUAGUCUCUAAAGGUGCAGAUGAUCUGUUUUUCUGCUACCGCUGGCUGCUUCUAGAACUGAAGCGUGAGUUUGCUUUCGAUGAUGCUUUGCGAAUGCUGGAGGUCACUUGGAGCUCUUUGCCACCUGACCCACCAGAGACAGAGGUGGAGCUUCUGGGGCCAUCAGUCGAGGCGGAUCAGUCCACCAGUCCACGGGAAUUCCAUCAGAACAUGGAAAUGGAGGAGAUGGAAGAGGAUCAGACGGAAAGGCAGAGACGACGCCACAUGCUAAGACCAUUUAGAGAGGAGGCGGAUGGGGGCCGUAAACCUGUUGUAAAGGAGGAGAAGGGAUCGCAAAGGGAAGGUGAGGAAGAAAAUGGUACGGUCAAGAAGAAUGAUGUCACUCCAGCUCCACCAUUUGAAAAACAGGCCAGUUUUGGAGAGUUUAAAUACUAUAGCGGUCGCAGCGGGGACAGUUUUGAAAUGAAUGAGAAUGAUUGCUCUGAUCCAACAUUAUCUCCAGUGCAGUUUAAGUCAGUACACUCCACACUGCCGUUCUCCAUCCGGCAGUCCACAGAGGAAAGCGAGGAGGAUGUUGGAGAACAAGAACCUCUUAUCAGUGGUACUUGCACACCUUCAUCUCCAGGCCAGAGGGACUCUCCCAAUGGCCAGGCAGCUUCCCCAGCAUCCGGUCUGCCAAACUGUAGAAGUAGCUCCUCCAAUCAAUCACUGGAAGCGUCUUAUUCUCCAUCCAGCUGGAGAACGGCCUCUCCCGAUGCCAUGUCGAAAUGCACAUCCUCUUCAUCUAGUGAAGACAAAGCAGUGUCUCCCGAUAAAGCACCUGGAGGAUUUGCGUCCUUACAAGCUGAGGCUCAAUCUCCAUCAGUGAUCCCAGGGAAAUCAUCACUGGCAUCUCCAUCGCAGGGUUACAGCCGUUCGCUUCUUUCUUCCCCAGUUUUAUCCUUCGGCAAGCCCAAACCGUUCUCCAGCAAUCUCCCUUCCCCUUGCAAACCCAGUGGAUCUGGCACCAGCUCUCCGAACACAACAAAAUCAGAGGGGGGCGGAGCCAAACCUUGCUCACUUCCCCCUCCGCAAGAGUUUGGGAAAGGGAAUCCCUUUAUGCUGUUCCUUUGUCUGUCCAUUCUGCUGGAGCACCGUGACCACAUUGUUAAAAACAGCCUGGAUUAUAAUGAGCUGGCCAUGCACUUUGACCGCUUGGUCCGUCGCCACAACCUCGGGCGUGUUCUGCAGCGAGCUAAAGCCCUUUUUGCAGAUUAUCUGCAGAGUGAGGUGUGGGACUCUGAGGAAGGAGAUGAAGUCAGUUUGGACUCCCCAGCGACAGCUGCGGCAUCCCCCCAAACGCCCACCACCAGACCCCCUUUUCUCAAUGUACAGCCCUCUCAGGGUUCCUGCUCAAAUUCAACAUAUAAUCUGGCUAAUACCAUUCCCUCCCCAACUGUUCCCAUUGCUUGUUCUCCAUCAGCUUCCUGAUUCCUUGCAGUAUUUCUUCUUUAGCAACCAGCCCCAAAAAACAAAUAGACACAGAGUCAUUACAGAAACAAGUUUGACAGUACUUCACACAAUAUGUUUGUGCUCUACACAUGCUUUAUGAUGAGACUUGUUUUAUGGUUAAAACCAAAGCUCGGUGACUUUUUCAUUUCCCUCACGUCAAGCCCUCAUCCUUGUACUGUACUUUUUUAUUGCACUUUAUUGUUUGUCCUUUGAAAGGACAGGCUUCUUUGAGUUUCAUUUCACUUUGUAUAUACUGUAACACUUUUGAAAUGAUAACUUUAGAAACGCACAUUAUGAACAUGUAAAACCCCUUUGUAUUAGCCUCAAUUAUUAAAAUUUGUUAAACUUCUUGCCAGCAUCACAUGUGGUUUUGGUAUAUUAAUAACUGUCCAUUGUGCUUUUAAAACCUUAAGCCUUGACUUUUGUUUGUACAGAACAUUUGAACAGGAUAUCUGGGAUUCAGUACGGGAUGAAGGUGCUGACACGUUAUUUAGUGUCUUGUGAAUGUGAAACUUGAAUAGAACAGAUAACAUUCAAUCUUAUAUUCAUCAAAUUAAUAAUUGAAUUUCUGAUAAAGCUGAAGUCUAUAGUGUAGAGCAGCGUUUACAUGUAAGCUGUAGAAUAAGUUGCCGUGGAUCCUAAAGAUAUUGUUAUUAGUGGGUGUUCUUUACCAAAUAUUUUCCCACAGUCAGAAAUGUUGGCAUUAAUGCACAAGUGCUUUGUCGCUGUUGAAAUGAAUGGCUGUUUGUUUGCUUUCACUUAUUCUUGCCUUUGUGGGAAAAGUGCCUCAUUUCAGUAUUUUUUCCUUUUCUUAUACUAUCGGUCUACAUUAUUUCUCUCGCUCUUUUCUAUGUGUGUAUAUUUAUCAUUUCAUUACGUUAUUGUGUCUUUCUAAAGCUUGUCUGUUCAUUUGUUGCCAUCACUACUGAUAAAGGAUCACUACUGAUAUAAAGCACCUUUAGUAGGAUGCUGUUCAACGAACAACCUGUACUUUCAUUCUUUACGUCUUAAUACCAAGUGUUCUUUUUCCUUUAUCUACUAAGUGCUAAAACGAUAAACCUGCACAUGGACAUAAAAAAGGAUUACCCUGAAAAGUGAAACAGUUACUGAUCCUGAUCAUCAAGAGUUACGUUCAAAACAUGUAUGUACAGUAUGAUGUGUUAUUCUGAUUUGGCUUGAUUGUGUAUGAUAGUAUUCUUUAUUCAUAUCCUUAAAGAGAUAUGUUGGAUUGAAUGCUUGCAAUACUCCUGUUUGUAUAAUAAUAAAUUCACUGAAUAUUGAUA